Hyla sarda is the source of this 5262-nucleotide messenger RNA. It is a transcript of the gene KLHL28, whose product is annotated as kelch like family member 28. The coding region runs from base 244 to 1959 and encodes 571 amino acids. Lineage: Eukaryota; Metazoa; Chordata; Amphibia; Anura; Hylidae. Gene Ontology annotation, molecular function: protein binding. The record is from RefSeq and is a predicted model, not a curated record. The transcript is spliced from 5 exons.
ACAGCUGCACAGGCGCCGCCCCUGGUCACGUGGCCCGCUGCCCCGCCACCGCCUUGGACGCCGGGAGUUGUAGUGUUUCUGUGGCGCGGCCUCCAUUACAGAUCAUUACAGAUCGCUUCUGUGUGUGUUUUUUUCUGGGCGGGGCCGUCCUGACCUGGAAGUGACGCGCUCUCUCUCCGCUGUGUUUGGGUUGUGACAGGAGAGGAGAGCUUGUGUGUGUUCUGCUGCCUCCGGGUGACACAGAUGGACCAGUCCUCUCAGUCCUACAUGCUUGCCAACAUUACCCACUUGCACUCAGAACAGCUUCUGCAGGGCCUGAACCUCCUCCGCCAGCACCACGAGCUCUGCGAUAUUGUCCUCCAGGUGGGUGAUGUCAAGAUACACGCCCAUAAAGUGGUGCUCGCCAGCAUCAGCCCUUAUUUUAAAGCCAUGUUUACAGGAAACCUUUUGGAGAAAGAGAAUUCGCAGGUGGAGUUCCAGUGUGUCGACGAGGCCGCCCUCCAGGCCAUCAUAGAGUACGCCUACACCGGAACCGUCUUCAUCUCCCAGGAAACGGUGGAAUCCCUUCUUCCAGCCGCAAACCUCCUGCAGAUCAAGCUCGUGCUGAAGGAAUGCUGUGCGUUCCUGGAGAGCCAGCUUGACGUGGGCAAUUGCAUUGGGAUCUCCCGUUUCGCCGAAACCUACGGCUGCCAUGAACUCUACCUAGCUGCCAACAAGUUCAUUUGUCAGAACUUUGAAGACGUUUGUCAGACGGAAGAAUUUUUCGAGCUGACAAAUUCUGAGCUACACGAAAUCGUUUCCAAUGACUGUCUGAAUGUUGUGAAUGAGGAAAGUGUGUUUUAUGCCCUCGAAGCCUGGAUCAAGUACGACGUGCAGGAGCGCCAGAAGUUCCUCUCGCAGUUGCUCCACUGUGUCCGGUUGCCAUUGCUGAGUGUCAAAUUUCUUACCCGCCUCUAUGAAGCUAACCACCUUAUACGCGAUGACCACACGUGUAAACACUUACUGAACGAAGCUCUGAAAUACCAUUUUAUGCCUGAACAUAGACUUUCCCAUCAGACGGUGCUAAAGACACAGCCGCGCUGUGCUCCUAAAGUGCUAUGUGCGGUGGGAGGGAAAGCUGGACUGUUCAAUUGCCUAGAAAGCAUGGAGAUGUAUUUUCCACAGGACGACUCUUGGAUUGGCCUGGCCCCCCUGGGGUCCCCCCGGUAUGAGUUUGGACUGUGCACUCUUGACCAGAAGGUUUAUGUAGUCGGGGGCAUCGCCACUCACGUGAGACAGGGCAUCAACUACAGGAAGCACGAGAGCUCGGUGGAGUGCUGGGACCCAGUGACCAACACGUGGACGUCUGUGGAGAGAAUGAAUGAGUGCAGGAGCACCCUCGGGGCAGUGGUCUUAGCGGGAGAACUUUAUGCCUUAGGCGGAUACGAUGGACAGUCAUGUUUACAAUCUGUUGAAAAAUAUAUACCGAAGGCGAAAGAAUGGCAGCUGGUCGCUCCCAUGAUUAAAACUAGAAGUUGCUUUGCAGGUGCUGUGCUGGAUGGUAUGAUCUAUGCUAUUGGAGGCUAUGGCCCCGCUCACAUGAACAGUGUGGAACGUUACGACCCGGCAAAAGACUCCUGGGAGAUGGUGGCUCCAAUGGCCGAUAAGAGGAUUAAUUUUGGAGUGGGCGUGAUGCUGGGCUUUAUAUUUGUAGUGGGAGGACACAAUGGAGUGUCCCACCUAUCCAGCAUCGAGAGGUAUGACCCCCAUCAGAAUCAAUGGACAGUCUGUAGACCGAUGACGGAACCCAGGACAGGAGUUGGAGCGUCGGUGAUUGACAACUACCUCUACGUGGCUGGGGGUCACUCAGGGUCAUCCUAUCUCAAUACUGUACAGAAAUAUGACCCUAUUUCAGACACAUGGCUGGACUCGGCUGGUAUGGCGUACUCGCGAUGUAACUUUGGUCUGACAGCCCUUUGAUGAACAUAAAGCACAUUGUGUAAUAAUGUAUUCCUGCAUGAGCGGAUGUCCGAGGCCUCGAUUCCAGGAAAAUGAUCUACGGAAGACGUGGAGAUCCAGGGGAGAUCGUUGUCUGCCUGGUGAAUACGUGCGGCUCACGUGCUCACACUCUUAUAGCCAGUGAUAUUUAUUUUUCCCAAAAUAGCCUACGCUCCAAAGUACCUAUCAACCAUUGCAGUUGUAGUGUGUGGGAAGAAGUCACUGUGUAUCGCUGAUCUUGAAGUUAUAAGUUUACAUUGAGUUACAAAUGGCUUUUAUACCGGUGCUCUCUCCUUUCAUGAAAUACACUUUUCCUCCUAAAAUAAAAGGAAUGUAAAGGGAAAUGUCUGCCUUUGAACACUAUUUUAAGCUAACUAGUUUGCAAAACUACAACUCCCAGCAUGUUAGGAGCGGUACGAUCGCAACAGCUGGUUAGGGAAUAGGCUAGGUAACACUGCUUUAUACAUUUUUAAUAUUAUUAGGAUAUUGUGUUAAAAGUGGACAUUUCCCUUUAAGUUCCCGAGGCACUUUUUGCAAUACAGUCAUUUAAAAUUCCUUUUAAUUUUGGCUGCAACUAGGGUCACGCCACCAAAAAUCACCAUGUAAAUGGGGUCGUAAUGUAUUCUACAAGUAGCUUUGACUUUGCACCAACAGUUGCAAAAAAAAUCUGGGUCCCGAUAGCAGCCAAUUUCGGGUCAUAGUGUGACCACAAUUAUUUACCUUAGGUGUGAAUCUAUUUUAUUUUUAUUUUUUUUGGUCGUGCAACCCCUCUUGAGGCCAAAACUACCGUGUAACCACAUCCUUACCCUUUAUAUCUGUAUCUGGAAAAGCUGGGUGACAACUAAACAUUAAACUUCCCUCUACACUUUUCUGAGCUCCUGAAUGGCAAAUCUGCCAGGUUAUGCAGCAAUAUGGAGCAAAACAAGCAGGUAGGUUUGACAUUCACCUCUAUGGCGACCAUAUUGGUUGUCUACCUGCGUUUACAGAAACAGAUAUAACUAAGGGAACUGGUUUUUAAUGUUUUCAUCUCAGCUUAGACCAAGGAAGGACCCAUGAUUUUUUAAGGGGUUGUCAAGUAUUCUAUAAACAUGUCUGCUUUCUUCCAAAAAAAAGCACACCUGUCCAGUGGUACUUCAGCAGAGUUAACGGGGAAUGCUGGCAAACCUUUUUUAUUUAUCCUUCAUGCCCAGACAGCUGGAAUAAAAAUAAUAAACUUUGACUUAACUUCUGCUGCUGGAAUCUGUCCUCCGGCCCGGUCUUCUUCAGCUUUUGGUACCUGACAUGUCACACUAUGCUCAGCUGAUCAUCUGCAGGAGCAGUGUCCCACCUCAGCCGACCUUCCUGGUACCCGGGCCUGUUACAUCACACUGCUGCUCAGCCAAUCACCGGCUGAGGUGUGACGUGUCGGACACCAAAAGCUUAAGAAAGACCAGGGCCAGAAGACUCCAGGGGGAGCGUCAGAAGGUAAGUCAAAGUUGUUGUUGUUUUUUACUCUGGCAGCCUGGGCAUAUAGGAGAAAUAAAAAUUUGCCCCAAAGUUUUCCUUUUUAAAGGGUUUUACCAUGAUCCACUAUCCACAGCAGACUUAAUAUUUUGUUAGAAUGAAUGAAGUAAAUGUCUGCCUCUAAAAAAUAAUGCAGACAUGAUCUUAUUUCCUUGUUUCUUCCUUCCUUCCUUCCUCAUAUGAAAAAAAAGUGGUGGUCACAUGAUCUGCUUUGAACUCCAUUUCCCAGCAGUCAUUAGUGCAGAUGCUCAUUCUUGUGCUGCAUAGUGAGAGUCAUCCAUAAAGAGAAUGUAAUCUUCAUAAUGGUGAAGUUAUCGCUUCUCCUCACACAACGUACAGUGUUAUAGGAAAUAAUAUCCCCCUUCCCUUAGUGUUACAGACUGGACUAUAGAAGCCAUAGCAGUACAUAAUGUGUAUUUACCUUAUCCUGGCCAAUUAAUAUUCAGCCAAACUCCCUCAUACAUAUUUUGCAUUGAAUGAUGUUCUGUGCGGUCAGUGUAGCAUCUAUAUACUGCAGUUUAUGUAGCUGCAUAUUUAUUGUGUGUAUUACAAAUGACCUCCAUUUACUUAAAUAGGAAUGAGCUGCCAUACCACACACAAACUGAGGACAAGAGUGGUGCUGUUUUUCGGAGAAAGCAGCUCUGUUAUCCUGGAUAACACCUUUUAGGGUCUAUUCACACGUACAAUAUCCUACGCAGAUUUGAGGCCAUGUUUAGUCAUUUAGUUUACAUUGAAAUUUGUGUGGCUUGAAAUCUGCACAGGAUAUUGUACGUGUGAAUACGCCCUUAAACUGUGCGAGAUAUAACUGAUAGACAGAUGCAGUGCUAUUUCUGAAAAAAAAGCAGCCAUGUUCUUCUAAUCAUGGACAACCCCUUUAAAUAUAAUGCUUUAGGGUAUGUUCACAUGUGCGUAUUUUUGCUGUAGAUUUUUUUGCCUAUUGACUUCAAUGGGCAGCAAAAUCUGCUACAGCAGAUCUACAGCCAAAAAAUAGGCACCUGUGAAUGUACCCUAAGUGCUUGUUUACAUGUCUGGAUCCACAGUGUAUUUUACACUGCGGAUUUGCUGACAAUAGACUCUACAGUGUUGCCUCUAUCUGUGCCUGCUCAUAGUGUCAAUCCACCGCUACGAGCAGACACGUGAUGUGCGAGUCGCAGCAUGCGUGUGCAGUAAACUUUCACACAUCACAGCUGCUCUUGGCCUAGCUCAGGGAGCAGACAAGAUGUGUACUAAUAUACUGCGCACGGCGACAUCGCAGCGGGUCUGCUCAUAGCGGUGGAUUUCCGCUAUGAGCAGACACAGAUAGAGGCAACACUGUAGGGUUCGUUGUUAGUAGAGCCGCAGCGUAAAAUAGGCUGUGGAUCUCCUGGUCUGAACGUACCCUAAGGGUCUAUUCACACGUAUAGUAUCCUGUGCAGAUUUGAUGCUGUGUUCAGUCAUUUAGUUUACAUUGAAAUCUGCAGAAUCCAAUCCAGCGCAGGAUACUGUACAGGUGACUACACCCGUAAAGGAGUUUUCCCCAUCAUACAGAUGGGUCCCAGCAGUCGUACACUUAUACCAUAUACUAGCCACUUUAUUUUUAGGAGGAAGUGUCCUAAACAGAUGUAUCAUCCUUUCCGUGUCUUGACAUGACAUGAACGUGUUUUAAUCCAGUUGGAUCUGUCAAGAUAUGGAAUGUUUACUAUACGUUUGAGUGUCUCUUCAAUGUCCGGACUGUGUUAUGUCCUGCAGUGCUGUCUCAACAUGUACGUGUAUGUAUGUAUGUAUGUAUGAAUAUAUAUAUAU